This is a messenger RNA of Lepisosteus oculatus (spotted gar), 1963 nucleotides long. The record is from RefSeq and is a predicted model, not a curated record. Lineage: Eukaryota; Metazoa; Chordata; Actinopteri; Semionotiformes; Lepisosteidae.
UUGCGUAAAGGCAGGUUGUCUUCCCAGUCCAAAGAUGGCAGUAUCGUACACAUUAAGAUCAGCGUUCCUUGCCUUGCAUAGCAGAUUUGUGACUUUGUUGAGAAGGUUUAAACGGCUCUUUUGCUUACGGUAGUUCAUUAAUAUGUUGUAUUUCUCAAUAUUUAUCAAAUCUGAGAAAUAAAAAGAAGGGAAGGCGAAGAAGAACAGUUUGUCUUUUACCAGCCACGGUACAGCUUAAAUACCGGCUGUUUACAUUUUAGCAGUUUAUUUUUAGAAGGUAAUAAUUCGGCCAUUAAAUCAAGAAGAUGAUGUUGUUCAGAUUCGGUGUCAUACUGACUCCGGAAUGCGAGGACAUAGAAGUGUUCGUGCUGGGUUCGAGGCCAGAGAUGGGCGAGUGGGAUCCUAAUAAGGCAGUGCCAAUGAAACCCGCGCAGACUGUUCUGUCAACAUGCGAACCUUUUUUCUGGAUGGGAGAGAUUCUCCUGGAGGAGCCCUUCAAGGACACGUUCUGGUUUAAAUACAUUAAACGAGUCGGCGGCAACUUCAUAUGGGAAGGCAAUGGUCCACACCAUGAUAGAUGUUGUGUAUUCAAUGAGAGCAACGUGGUGGAUGGUGUCUACUGUCACCCACCAGGUCACUGGAUCGAAACUUCUGGGUAUACCAAUGAAAUGAAGCACACCACUGAUUUCUAUUUCCACAUUGCAGACCACCAGUCCAUGCAUUACUCACGGAUUCUGCCAAGGAUUUGGCUAGGAAGUUGCCCACGUCAGCUAGAACACGUGACGGUAAAAAUGAAGCACGAACUUGGAGUGACUGCAGUGAUGAACUUCCAGACUGAAUGGGAUGUGGUCCAGAACUCCUCGGGGUGCAGACGUAAGAAAUCUGAAGCCAUGACCCCAGACACCAUGAUGGAACUGUACAGAGAUUAUGGGUUGGUAUAUGUGUGGAUUCCAACCCCAGAUAUGAGCACUGAAGGUAGGACCCGGAUGCUCCCCCAGGCUGUCUUCCUCCUCCACGGUCUCUUGGAGAAUGGACACACAGUCUAUGUCCACUGCAAUGCUGGGGUGGGCAGGUCCACGGCGGCAGUGUGUGGGUACCUCAUGUACAUCGCAGGGUGGAGUCUGAGGAAAGUGCAGUACUAUGUGACGGCAAAAAGAGCGGCAGUCUACAUUGACGAGGAAGCUCUCGUUCGUGCCCAGGAAGACUUCUACCAGAAGUUUGGACAUCUUCGCUCAUCCAUUGGCUUUAGUCCUCAAAGUUGAAUGCACAUUUUACUGUAGUUACACAGAAUCUAGUUGCACCUUACUGCUGUCUUUGUAAUGGUUUCAGCUUCUCUCUAGAGCUACUGUAAUUACAUUGUAGUAGGCUGUAAAUCAAUUAAUAUUUGUUUUAAUCUAGCCUCUUACGUUUUUGAGGUUAGUAUUUGUAUAGUUGUUUGAAACCUACCUUUUUUAGGUCUUUAGUCAUUUGUGUCAUCAGGACACCAGUAAUGUUCACAGGGCCAUAAAUGAUGAAGUUUUGCAAGCAGAACUAUUAGACUAGUUUUGACAGAUUUAUUCCCAAGUUAAGUAAGGCUGGUAACACAUACUACCUCACAAACGUAAAUACAAAAAUAGUCUCAUUGAAACUUGAACCUAAUAAUGUCAUGCUAGCAUGCUUAAAUUGGCAUUCUAACAAGACAAUCACCAUACAAGCUCUAGUAUUAUUAUGUCAUAUAGAAUAGAUUCUAAAAUUAAAUGCCAAUGUUUUAGCAUUCAGUGUAGGGAAAAAAUAAAAAGAGUAAUAUAAAGUUAAAUAGAUGAAGAAAUGAAUGAGCUGCAAUCAACAGCAGAUGGAAAAGUGAGAUAUACAGUAUUAUUUAUAUUCAUUUUCAUUUUUGUUUGGUAAUCCCAUAAGUAUUCUGUAUGUUAAAUACUUUUGAUUUGAAAGUUUCCAAAUUAUAGAAUAAACAUAGCAAAUAUAA